AUGCAACAGCAACCAACAAUCAUACACCGGAGUCCUGGAGCCACAAAGGGAACCGAUACAGUCCUGUUGGCCACCAAUGAAGAUAUUCAAGAUUUCGAAAUAAGGAGCAGCAUCCGCGGGAGCCCGGAUCCAUCGUUUGUCUCAACUCUUUCGCAACAGGCUAGGGAAUCAAGUUCAGGUCUACCGGAGCAUCCAAGUCAGGAGAAAGCACCUCUUUCGGCUCUGAGUAGUAGUGUUCCCAGCGAAAUGGACAACCUGAAAUCCCAAUAUCUGCAGCUACAACAAGAACUGACUGCUGAGCGCGCCAAAACAAGCCAACUCUCAGCUACCAACCAGAGGCUGAACGACGAGGCACUUGAAUGGGGUAAAAAGUGUUCGCAGGCUGAAAAUAAGCUAGACGAAGAAGUCCGGCAUCAUGGUCAAACGAAUCGCACCUUGCAGCUGAAGCAGAGGGACGCGAGUCACUGGCAUCGCCUGUUGCAGGACGCCAACCGCGCCAUGAAUAGCGCAGCGAAGCACCAGCAAAUUUACCAUCAACUCGAAGACUCUGAAAUCACGGCGCGAGCGAAACGCCUCCGCGUGGAUAUUCGCAACUUUGCCUUGAGAUUUGCCGAAACCAAAGAGGGCGUCGUUCAGAUUUCCCCCGCCUCAUACUCUCUCCUCGAGGAAUACCUUCAAGUGCCUAUAAGCAUUCUAGACCAAUAUUUGGAUUCUGCUUCAUCUCGUUCAUCCAUUAUCCGCGCUUUUCUGUGGGCUUUCCUUUAUGAGGAGGUUUUCCGAAAAUUUAGAUGGGCGCCAGGAGACGUGGGACAAGGCAUGCGAUCACUAUGCGACUUGAUAGAGCCAUCGGCCAGGAAGCCAUCUGAGUUGAAAGAAGAGGUAGAACGCAAGCGGAAUAUGUGGAGGGCUCAUACCGUCAGCUUGGUUCUUGAGAAAAUGGAUAGGAGUACGGAAGAGACGCACGACAGUCAUCGGGGAUUUCUCUCCAAGAAGAUAGAGGUUCUUGUUAGCUGCCUCAACCCCAUAGUGUCGUGCAGCCCCCGAGAGCUGGCCGGCCCACUGUCGAGACUUCUACAGGAAAGUCUGGCGCUCGACCAAGUGCUCAGCCAGCAAGUGGCACGGUGGACCUGGCGCCUUCCCAGUGAUAUUCCUUGUGAAUUUGACGAAGCCAUCAUGGACACAUCAGGACACAACAGUCAAAAGGGGAUUACUCGAGAAGUCCAGCUGUUCUUGGCUCCUGCUCUCAUGAAACAAGGCACAUCCUCCGGCGAUGACUUUCUGAUAAAUGAAGUUCAUGUCAAGAUGGAGGUGGAAAUUAGUUAUAGGCCACAGUCUCAGAGUAGUGGCUCUGCCCUC
Messenger RNA from Penicillium nucicola, 1356 nucleotides. RefSeq lists its product as uncharacterized. The record is from RefSeq and is a predicted model, not a curated record. NCBI's taxonomy places the organism in Eukaryota, Fungi, Ascomycota, Eurotiomycetes, Eurotiales, Aspergillaceae. The annotation marks the transcript as partial. The transcript is spliced from 2 exons.